UACAUUUCUGACAGGUGUCACCAAUGUGCUUCACAUUUCACUCAUGAACCAACCUUGAGAAAACAAACCUUUGAUGAGAGGUUAUUAGUAGCCUAUUUGCUUUCAGUGAAACUGGAUGGAUGUCGCGGAAUAUGCGCAUUCACAAUAAUGCCUGCAAAAGACCCGCUUCUCGAAACACUUAAAGUGUGCAUUCUGAAUUUGAAAUCGGAAGGCACUGUGACUGACUCCAACCCACACCUGGCAUCCUGCUGUGAGCUCCUGGAACUUAUACUGCGAAAGGGACUACAGCAGCCUGUUCUCAGUUUGGCACAUAGAGAUUACUGGCAUUGUUUUGAACAGCUUCUACACCACGACACAUGUGGCAGGUUGAGUUCAGUUUCUUUGGCUGUGCAGCAGACCACAGCCUGCAGCAAACUCAUCACCUCUCAAGGUCGAGGACGCUUCUUCAUACGGCUCAUGCUGAUGAGGAGAACUCUGGGAAAUGUCGUAAAACACCUGCUGCACACAAACAGAGUCAUCGAGUGGUAUUGCCCUAAUGUUGCUAUUCUGAGAAAUGAGGAGAUUGUUGAACCGUUUCUAUCGCUGUCUAUGGUGCUGUCAGAAAUGAACUUUAAGAUCAGUAUUGAGAACUGCAGCUUCUUGGAUGAAAGCUGGCUGCUUCCGGUGUGUCAAAUCUAUGAAGCUGUUCCCUGUCGAGAGCUGGGGAUGGUGCUCAGGUACCUAGAAGGACGCGUCUUUCUACUGGACCUGCUUCAGGGUAGUCAAGCUCAGGUGGAUAUGUUUGCCGAGCCUGGUGACAUCAUUGAUGAAAUUAAUGGGAUAUCACUGAGGAAUGCUAGCAAUGGGCAGGCAGGUGUGGUUCUGUCUAAGCUGAAGAGUCAGCCCCUUUCCAUUCACUUGAUACGUUGGAGAGGAGAAGAUGGGUCUAUCUAUCAGCCACUGGUCAAACACUUACGGCAGCUCAAACAAGAAAAACCCUCACUUCGGUUUGGCCCAAAACCAGCCUCUCAGCAAGACAGAACUGCGGGUCAGAAGAGAGGGCAGACGCAGUGUGUGAAAGACGGCAGGAUCCUGUACGGUGUGCACCUCUUAGGAAAAGCAAACAUAGGAAUGCAUGGAGGUAAGGAGGUGCUGCAGCAUGUCAUUCCUGUGGUUCUGGAGAGCAGUCAGGCAAGAAAGGAAGUACUGCUGGAUAUAAAGGAGACUCAUCUUACCUGCAUAGAUAAGUCAAAUAAGCAGGAGCUGUUUCAACACCAUUUCCCUGAGAUAUCAUGUGUUGGGAGGUUUGGAAGCCAACCUGAUUUAACCAUUUUUGCUUUUUGUGUACUAGAUUCACCGCAAGCAGGCAAACAGUCAGGCUUCUGUUGUGUGGUCCUACAGGCUGCCACAAGUAGUGAGUGUGAAGAGAUUGUUAACCGUAUAGCCGCUGGGUUCAAACAUACAGAAUGGUUUGUAUGAAAAUUCAGAACUUGAGUGGACUGGACAUCUUCUGAAGUGUGCAUCAGGUGUUUUUGAGCACAAUGCAUAUAUUGCAUUGUUAUAUAUUCUAUAUUAUAACAAUAUAUAGUUUAUCGUUUGUAUUAAUAGUACACUGUAUAUGAUCGAUAAAACCUUAUUGUAAUAUCCUGUAUU
Molecule: messenger RNA, 1632 nt
Organism: Sinocyclocheilus grahami
Lineage: Eukaryota; Metazoa; Chordata; Actinopteri; Cypriniformes; Cyprinidae
Exons: 16
Coding region: 148-1458 (436 amino acids)
Molecular function (GO): protein binding
Source: RefSeq, a predicted model, not a curated record